GUCAGGUCACCAAGCUACGGUCAGGGCCGCCCACAGCCCACGAUCGCAGGAACGUAAUCGCCCUGCGCAUGAGUGAACGGAGGUUCCCCGGGUCGACUACAUCUCCCGGAAAGCACUGAUUCGAGCCUCUCUCCAUUUUGCGGUCCGGAAGGUAGCAGAGGGAGGCCCCCCCGCCCCAGCAAGAGGUUGCUACGGAGACGGGGGGCGAAACUGACGGCAUCCUAGUGAGGGCUGUGAUUGGUGCAGAACCCUGCUAAUCCAGGGAAGACCCGUAGAGAAUUGAGGAAAACGUGGUGGGGGGCAUGCGCGGUCUGGAAGGCGGUACUGCCGUCCGUUGCUUUCGAGGAGCUUGCGCACGUCGACUGGGGCCGGACGCCUGGAUUCGAGGCGGGGAGCAUGGAAAGAGGCAGCAGGCACUGGGACCUAAUCAUUGCGACCACCGCUACCCCCAAGGGACGGGAGGAGGCGGGGUAGAAACGAAAGCUAGGGUGGGGGAAGGGUAAGGAGGUGCUAGAGCUGGUUGGUACGCAGAGCGUCCUGGGAGACGUAGUCCAUCCUGGGAGGCAGAAGUCGGCGAGUGCGCAUGCCCAAGAGCGCGGAGCGGCAAGCUGAGCGCGGAGGUGAGGCCCGGGCAGGCCUCUCGACCGGCAAUGCUCGGGUGGGGAAUGGGGUGGUGGCUGCGGAGACCGGGAGCGCAGGCCAGGGAUCCUGGCAAUCCCUGCAGGCUGGUCCUGCGCUGUCGCGCAAGGCUCAUCAAUCACCACUCGUUGCCACGACAACAGGCUUUGAGAGCUCCGCCCCCCGGUUGCCAUGGCGGCACACCCUGGAGCGGAAGUUACCCGCCUAGACUUCUGGGAAGUGUAUUUCGGGAACCUUCACGGCGACUCUCGGGCUGGAUGACCGAAGUUUCUCCCAGGAUUUCAGGUUGACAUGGAACCGUGAGGAGUGGAGGUUUGGCCCACGGGAUCAGGCGGCCUUCGAAAUUGGUUCCACCAAUGGGGGGAUGACUGCGGUGCCAUCCCCUUAAUAAUCGCCGAUUCCUUCACAAAGCCCAGGCUGCAGAAGGAGUUGCCCGAGCGGGGAGGUCAGCCCCACUUGCAGAUGGGGAAACAGGUUCACAGAAGCACAGCGACCUGAAAAUGGACAGAAUCAGGAUCUCGGACCUUUCUUGCAGGCUCCUGUUCAACCAGUGGUCUGGGGGGAGGGGGUCUUUGCAGCCCCUUCAGAAGUUCUCUCGUCACUUCCCAGCCCCACCUAAAUCACGGAGCUGAGGAAUCGGGCCAUUGCGUGGUGUGAUAAAUUGGGAUCAGAGGAUGGGACUGAGUAGGGAGAAGGUGCUGCCUGAGGGCUGGACCAGCGAGUGGCUUUGCACCAGUUAUGAGGGGAGACCAGGGGCAGACGGUGGCCUCAGAAACGUGACCUGGUAUUCCCAAUGAGGCCUGCUGUGCUGGGAUCCCCAAGCACCACACCCCCAGAAGAUGAGGGGCCUGUCAUGGUGAAGCUGGAGGACUCUGAGGAGGAGGGUGAAGCUGCCCCAUGGGACCCGGGCCCCGAGGCUGCACGCCUGCGCUUCCGGUGCUUUCACUAUGAGGAAGCAAUAGAACCCCAAGAGGCCUUAGCCCAGCUCCGAGAGCUGUGUCGCCAGUGGCUUCAGCCGGAAGUGCACUCCAAGGAGCAGAUGCUGGAGCUGCUGGUCCUGGAGCAGUUCCUGGGCGCACUGCCCCCUGAGAUCCAGGCCCGUGUGCAGAGACAGCAGCCAGACAGCCCUGAGGAGGCCGCUGCCCUGGUAGACAGGCUGCGCCGGGAGCUGGGCGGGCCUCGGAGAUGGGUCACAGUCCAGGUGCAAGGCCAAGAUGUCCUAUCAGAGAAGAUGGAGCCCUCCAGCUUCCAGUCUCUACCUCAAAGUGAGCCUCAAACUCCAGAGCCUGGGCCAGAGACGUCCCCUGGGACCAUGCAGGGAUCACCACUGCUGAGCCUUCAGGUGAAAGAGGAGCCAGAGGUCACAGAGGACCCAGAGCCCCUGGAUUUUGGGCCUCUAGCUGCCAGCCAGGAGGCUGCACCCAUCCUCCUGCCUGAGGAGGCCCAGGGCUGUGGGACAGCGUUGGACCAGGCCUUUCCCCACAGCAAGACUGGGCCUGAAUGGCCCUCAUGGAGGCAGCACCCUGGGGCCCUGUGGCAUGAGGAAACUGGGGGCAUCUUCUCCCCAGGGUUUGUGCUCCAGAUGAACAGCGUCUCCACAGGCCCAGGUACUGUGAGCCCUCCCCUUCACGUCUCCUGGGACACUGGCAUGGCAGGUCUCUCAGGUCGGACACAGUCACCCUCUCACGAAGGUGGCUUUGUGCAUGCACUCCUGUUCCCCAGCGACCGGAGCACUGAACAGGACCCCAUGGACGAGGAUUCCUGCCGGGGUGUGGGGCCCACACUGGUCACCACCACCGCCCGUUGGCGCAGCCCCAGGGGCCGAAACCGGGGCCGGGGCCGCCCGACCACCGGGGCAGGGACAGUUCGGGGCGGCCGUUGUGAUGUGUGUGGCAAGGUGUUCAGCCAACGCAGCAACCUGCUGCGACACCAGAAGAUCCACACGGGUGAACGACCAUUUGUGUGCAGCGAGUGCGGCCGCAGCUUCAGCCGCAGCUCACACCUGCUACGCCACCAGCUCACGCACACUGAGGAGCGGCCUUUUGUGUGCAGCGACUGUGGCCAGGGCUUUGUGCGCAGCGCGCGCCUGGAGGAGCACCGGCGUGUGCACACAGGUGAGCAGCCCUUUCGUUGCUCAGAGUGCGGCCAGAGCUUCAGGCAGCGUUCCAACCUGCUGCAGCACCAGCGUAUCCACGGAGACCCGCCGCCGGGCCCUGGCUCUGUGCUCCCUGCCCUUUCUGGGGCGCCGGAGCCCCCAGGUCCCUUUCCGUGCAGCGAGUGCUGCGAGAGCUUCACACGGCGUGCUGUGCUGCUGGAGCAUCAGGCGGUGCACACAGGCGACAAGUCCUUCGGCUGCGUGGAGUGCGGCGAGCGCUUUGGCCGCCGCUCGGUGCUGCUGCAGCACCGGCGCGUGCACAGCGGUGAACGGCCCUUCGCCUGCACCGAGUGCGGCCAGAGCUUUCGGCAGCGCUCCAACCUCACGCAGCACCGGCGCAUCCACACGGGCGAGCGGCCCUUCGCCUGCGCGGAGUGCGGCAAGGCCUUCCGUCAGCGGCCCACACUCACGCAGCACCUGCGCGUGCACACGGGCGAGAAGCCCUUUGCGUGCCCCGAGUGCGGCCAGCGCUUCAGCCAGCGCCUCAAGCUCACGCGCCAUCAGAGGACACACACGGGCGAGAAGCCCUAUCAUUGCGGUGAGUGCGGCCUGGGCUUCACGCAGGUAUCGCGGCUCACGGAGCACCAGCGUAUCCACACGGGCGAACGGCCCUUCGCCUGCCCUGAGUGCGGCCAGAGCUUCCGGCAGCACGCCAACCUCACCCAACACCGGCGCAUCCACACGGGCGAGCGGCCCUACGCAUGUCCCGAGUGUGGCAAGGCCUUCCGCCAGCGGCCCACACUCACCCAGCACCUGCGCACCCACCGGCGAGAGAAGCCCUUUGCCUGCCAGGACUGCGGCCGCCGCUUCCACCAGAGCACCAAGCUCAUCCAGCACCAGCGCAUGCACAGCGCGGAGUAGUUCCAGCCAGCACACACUGUGUCCACCUUGGUCAGAACACCUGCCUUACAGGGUUUUGGGGAGGCCAGUGAUUGCAUAGGUACAAGCAGGCCCACCCAGGGCCUGGUCCCCAGUAGGUGCUCAAUAAACAGUAGAUGGAAAACUGGGUCUCCA
Lemur catta (Ring-tailed lemur) is the source of this 3808-nucleotide messenger RNA. RefSeq names its product myeloid zinc finger 1 (gene MZF1). Gene Ontology annotation, cellular component: nucleus. Bases 1433 to 3655 code for a protein of 740 amino acids. The transcript has 6 exons. The record is from RefSeq and is a predicted model, not a curated record. NCBI's taxonomy places the organism in Eukaryota, Metazoa, Chordata, Mammalia, Primates, Lemuridae.